Vanderwaltozyma polyspora DSM 70294 is the source of this 1284-nucleotide messenger RNA. It is a transcript of the gene WBP1, whose product is annotated as dolichyl-diphosphooligosaccharide-protein glycotransferase. The record is from RefSeq and is a predicted model, not a curated record. Gene Ontology annotation, cellular component: oligosaccharyltransferase complex; endoplasmic reticulum membrane. The transcript has a single exon. The coding region runs from base 1 to 1284 and encodes 427 amino acids. Lineage: Eukaryota; Fungi; Ascomycota; Saccharomycetes; Saccharomycetales; Saccharomycetaceae.
AUGAUUAAGUCUAAUUUAAUAUUAUUGGCAUUUUAUCUGUGUGCGUUAAUUGGUGCUCUAUCAGUCCAUCCUUUAAAGACUUUGGUGCUAUAUGAUGAAAGGUUAACAGAAUUGAAUGAGUAUUCAAAAUUUUUUAAAUCUUUGAAAGAUCGUUCUUAUGAAUUACUAUAUCAAGAAAUUGGCAAUAAUACAGAAUCAAUUCCUUUAUUCGAUAAAGAAGAUAGAUUGUACGACAAUUUGGUUGUUUUCCCAGUUAAAGGGAAGCAUUUAAACAAAUUAAUUCCUGUGAAGAGUUUCUUACAAUUUUAUGAAAAUGGAGGUGACAUUUUAACUGUAACCAAUCCAGAUGCUGUCACUGAUUCUGUCCGUUUCUUUCUCAAUGAAUUAGGGGUCUAUCCAAGUCCUAAAGAUUACGUUUUGACAGAUUAUUUUGAAGAUAUCCCAGAAAAAGUAUCAGUAUCAUCUGAAAACUUACUUUCAAAUCGUGUAUACUCUGUUAAAGAGAAGAAGGAUUUUGUAUUCCAAAACAGUGGUGCUGCGUUAUUGGAUAAUAGAGAACAAAUAGUGCCAAUUUUGAAAGCACCAAGAAGAACAUCUACUGAAUUAAAGAAUAAAGAAUCUUGGACUGUUGGCUCACAAGGGUUUUUGGUUGCUGGUUUCCAAAACUUAGUAAAUGCUCGAAGUGUUUGGGUUGGUAGCCAAGAUUUUUUCAAGAACCACUAUUACAACAUUAAUGGUGAAUUUAUUGAAGAAUUAACCAAAUGGAAUUUCAGGGAAAAGGGCGUCAUUAAAAGUUCUGGUGCCACUCAUACGCACUCUGAUGGCACAAGCUAUAGUUCUCUGCCAUAUAAAAUUAAGGAUACAGUAAUUUAUGAGAUUGGUUUGUCUGAGUGGACAGGUGAGAAAUGGGUACCAUUCAUUGCAAAUGAUAUUCAGUUUGAAUUGAGCAUGGUUGAUCCAUACUACAGAUUAACUUUACAACAGGCACAUAAGGACGAAACAACUCAGUAUUAUACCUCUGGUGAGUUCAAGCUACCAGACCACCAUGGUGUUUUUACAUUUUCCACAAACUAUAAAAGAGAGGGUUUGACUUUUGUAUCUGAAUCCGAUGUCAAGGCAAUUCGUCAUCUUGCAAAUGAUGAAUAUCCAAGAAGUUGGGAAAUUACUAACGCCUGGGUAUAUAUAAGUUCCAUUUACGGAAUAAUUGGAACAUGGGUGAUUUUUGUUAUAUUUUUUGUUGUUUCAUCAAAAAGACAUGUCUCUGUCGAAAAGAAAAAUAAUUGA